This is a messenger RNA of Oncorhynchus nerka (sockeye salmon), 6614 nucleotides long. RefSeq names its product pleckstrin homology domain-containing family A member 2-like. The record is from RefSeq and is a predicted model, not a curated record. Bases 285 to 1631 code for a protein of 448 amino acids. The transcript has 12 exons. NCBI's taxonomy places the organism in Eukaryota, Metazoa, Chordata, Actinopteri, Salmoniformes, Salmonidae.
UGACGUUUUUGUCCAGUAACAACGAGCAAGAGACUAGAUCAUUUCCGGGGUUGGUUCUAGAUCGAAAAUAUAUUAUAAUUGCGAGCUCUACCCGGAAAGAAGCCACAGCGGUGUUCGGGUGCUGCACACAUACAUUUCAGAUGUCAGACUAUGUCAUGUAAACUCAGAGUAACAGCGGAUUUAAACUUCCAUUUUACCCUGGUGAGACGCGUUUUACUCUUCCACUUCAGACGCACUGGCGCACACUGACCAGUUAAAACUGUGAUGUGGUAGCAGGCAGCAGUAUGCCGUACGUGGACAGACAGAACCGUGUCUGUGGCUUUCUAGACAUCGAGGAGAAAGAGGGCAGCAACCGCUUCCAGAGACGCUAUUUUAUACUGGACACACAGGGCAACACACUGCUGUGGUACAUGGACAACCCCCAGAACCUGCCCAGUGGAGCGAACGCAGUCGGGAGUCUGCAGCUGACAUAUAUCUCCAAGGUGAGCGAGGCCACGGGGAAACAGAAGCCCAAGACUGAGUUCUGCUUUGUGAUCAAUGCAGUAUCUCGGCGGUAUUUCCUCCAAGCCAACGAUGCUGCAGACCUCAGAGACUGGGUCAUUGCUCUCAACAAAGCCACCAAGAUCACUGUCCCGAAAGCUAGACCUCUCCAGCCAAGGACAGAGGUUUCUAUGGUAACCGGUGAGGCAGGGGGUAAGAGGCAGGCCUAUAAGACUGAGAUCAUCGGAGGAGUGGUGGUGCACACCCCCAUGUACCAGAAUGAGGGGGAGGAGAUGGAGGUAGGGGACAGGAAGGUCAACGCUGUAGGCAGUAGACCAGGCGUGCUGAGGUGUGGCUACUGUGUCAAACAGGGUAACAUGAGGAAAAGCUGGAAAAGGCGUUUCUUCAUGCUGGACAACAAUUCUGUCAGUUACUACAAGUGUGAGACGGUGAGGUCAUAUCCUGUCUCUCCUCUCUCCUCUCAUAAGGAGCCGCUAAGAGCGGUUCUUCUGAGAGACAUUCAGAAGGUCCAUGAAUGUCUGGUCAAAUCUGGGGACCUGCUGAUGAGGGAUAACCUGUUUGAGAUUAUCACCAGCUCUAGGGUUUUCUACAUCCAGACAGACACUCCAGAGGACAUGCAGGGCUGGAUCAGAGACAUUGAGGGGAAGAUACAGGACUUCAGAGGCCCGGGCAAGAGCUCUGCAUUCACACGUGCCUCCUCCUCUCUGUAUUGCCAUGGUAACUCCUCCCACCAACCCUCUGUUGUCCGUGGUCGUCAGGGAGAUGACAAGAGACCCCCUUUAGUGAAGUCAUGUUCCGUGGCCCCGGGGUGGCAGCCCUGGACCCCCGUACCCCAAAGAGAGGCUCCCGCACUGGGCAUACUAGAUAAGGACGGUCCCUUUAGCUCUCUGCUGCCCAGCCUCUCCUCUCUCUCUCUUUCCACCUCCUCAUCUUUAUCCUCCCUCCCCACUCCCACCCCACAGGGGGUCUCAGCUCCAGCCAGUGGUGUGGGGGUCCCAGUCUGCCCAGGCCCCAUAGCCCCAGGCCCCUCCAGCAGCCGGAGGAGACACCGCUCUCAGCCUCAGCCCACCACAGACCGCAGCUUCCCUUUCAGCCUGGACCAUGAUGGCAUCCGCACCACCGACGUCUAGAACCAACCACGACUAGACCAACAGAACUCUGGAUCCAACAAUAUGUGGAACCACCAACAUCUAGAGCAACAAUGACACUUGAUUGAGUGCCUUUCCCUUUGAAAGACUAAACCUUCCCUCCCCCAGCCACUCUCCUUUGAGAGUUCCAUAGGCCUGCUGCUUUGGCUGCGGCUGCUGUGGGCUGUUUGCUAAAGUAGCCCCCCAUCCAACUCUCUCUCUGGAGGCCUGUGGCCCCCUAUUGGUGGGGGAGGGUAGUGAUGCAAAUUGCGGUUCCUGGAUGUGUUCUCUCAGUGAGGGGUGUGUUAGUAGUGGCUGUGGGCUUCUGGUAUAAAGGGUUAUUCGGAGAGACUGGGAGGGGUUAUCAGUGUUGGAGUGUCUGGUAGACUGCGAAGGGUUAAGUUAUGUGUUGUACGAUUUCUUCUUAAAACCUGAAUGUAGUUCUCCCAUGUACUGAGAUGAAGGAAGGUUUGUAUUGUGUUGGAGCCUGGUCUGUCUACCAAAUACCCUCUAAUAGUAUUAGUCAGCUGGUCUUUUACCUGUAUUAACCAAAUCUAAAGUAUGUCCCAAUUGGCACCCUAAUUCACUAUAUCAUGCAGUACUUUUUUUACCAGAGCCUUAUGGGCCCUAGUCAAAGGUAGUACACUAUAUAAUGAAUGUGGUGCCACUGCCAAUUGGGACGCAACCCAAGAGUCCCAUUCAAUCCAUCACCUGGUCAUAGAAUAGUGACGAUGUUCGUGUCUGUGGCUCUGCUUUUCUCUAGACAAUGUUGUUCCCUUGUUAGACUAAAUCCAAUUGCAUUAAAUCGGUACAUCAGCAGCGCAUUUUAUGGUAUUUCUGCACACUUUUCCGCUAGCCUCGUUCUCUUGCUCGAAUGCAAAGGAUUUACUACUCCAGAGGGAGUGGAAAUAUUUUGGGUGUCUCAGAUUGUUCUAGCAAUUCUCACAUUGUAACUUCAUUAGGAGGAACGAUGUUUGACAUGCUUUUUACAUUUGUAUCACAAACAAUUCUUUUGAUAAAUGUGGCCAUUUUUAGACCUAUACAUUAUGACUGGGAUGAUACCAGUAUCGCGAGGAAACAAAGCACGAAGCAGAUUUAACUUCUUUAGGAAAACAGCAAUAAUGUUGGAAACAAACAUCAGGUUGUCAUCCAGAGUCACAUUUAUUCAUUUUCCAAGCUGAAGCACAUUAUUUUACAUACAGCAGGUUUUUAAAGGACCGAAGAGUUUGGUCUACUUUGUGUUUUGCCAUCGACAGAUUAUCACAAUACUGCCCUAUGAUCUGUGAACCAUACAUGAUACAGACAACAUCUGGGUGCCAUUAUACUCCUUAUAGUGUCCUCUAACAUAUGGAGUAUGUCUAGAUUCUGAAAUACUCAUUUUCACAUUCAUAUCUCAAAAACUACCCUUUGAUUUAGCUUUCUUUCUUUUUUUACAUAUAGUUUAUGACGCUCUUCAAACAAGUAAAAAUUUCCAGAUUGGGCUCUCUCUAGUACUUUUCACCAUAUGACCCAUUUUAUACAUAGAAAUUGACAUUAUAGAUCAUUAAUCAAUCACAGCCCUACUGUAGGAUGCAUAUUCAGCAAGUCGCCAGCAGAGGAAGUUCCGUUUGAAUCGAUUUUCCCAUAAAAUGUUAUCAAAGAGCCCACAAUGGAAUUUUGAUUUACUUGCAGAGCAGCUGUUUCCAAACUAGGGGGCGCACCAACAUUUUGUGGGGGUGUACGGGACCUUACUUGAUUAAAGGGCUCAUUCUUAUUGUUUUUUUCUUCUUUACAAUUCACAAUUGUUUAAACCAAUCUAAAACAACUCAUAUAUCCGCAAUGCUUUAGGCUAGAGACAAGCGGUAAAAUGCCAGAGGACAAUACGAUUCUGAUGCACAUGAGCUGAGACAUUCUAAAGUCGAGGAGUCAAAGAAAUUGGACUUCGCAUGGGAGGUAAUCCAAUACAAUGUUUGACUCUGAGUAUACCAAACAUUAGGAACACCUUCCUAAUAUUGAUUAUUGAUACAGCCUUAAUUCGUCAGGGCAUGGACUCUACAUGUUGUCGAGAGCGUUCCACAGGAAUGCUGGCCCAUGUAGACUCCAAUACUUCCCACAGUUGUGUCAAGUAGGCUGGAUGGUCCUUGGUGGACCAUUCUUGAUACACACAGGAAACUGUUGUGCAUGAAAAACAUCAAUAAGGGAUCAUAGCUUUCACCUGGAUUCACCUGGUCAGUAUGUCAUGGAAAGAGCAGGUGUUCUUAAUGUUUUGUAUACUCAGUGUAUAAUUACUUUUGAGGGUUUAUAUAAAUUAUCAUAAAACAUUUGGUAGUGGAAUAACAUUUAGGAUAAAUCAGGUCUAGACUUUAUAUUCCUUUUAAUGUAUUAUUAUUAUCAUUAAAUAGCCUACGUAAAAUAUGUCAUGAGUCCUGCUAAACUAGAAGAAUUGAAGGAAAUUAACUUCGAAACAACACAUUUUUCCCGGAGUGGGGGGGGCAUUUCUCAAAUAUGAAAAGGGGGGCCCUGGGGGAAACAGGUUGGGAACCCCUGAUGUAAAGUAUAUUGUUCCACACAAUGUGUUUAAAAUGAACAAAAUCUAAGAGUCGUUAUGGGAUAUUCAUAUUUUAUGUUAAAUAAAUGAAUGUAAACUUUUUAUUUCAGAAUCUAGACAUACUCCAUAUUUUAGAGAACACUAUACAGAGUGUGAUGACACCCAGAUGUUAUCUGAAUCAUGAAUGGUUCACAGAUCAUAGGGUCUUACAGGAGGCAUGUGACUUGUGAAAGUAUUCACCCCCCCUUCACAUUUUUCCUUUUGUUGUCUUACAACCUGGAAUUAAAAUAGUUUUUUUUGGGGGGGGGGGGGGGGGAUCAUUUGAUUUACACAACAUGCCUUCCUCUUUGAAAAUGCAAAAUAUUUUGGGGAAACAAACAAGAAAUAAGACAAAAAAACAGAACUUGAGCGUAUCUGUUCACCCCCCUCCCAAAUCAAUACUUUGUAGAGCCACCUUUUGCAGCAAUUACAGUUGCAAGUGUCUUUGGGUAUGUCUCUAUAAGCUUGGCACAUCUAGCCACUGGGAUGUUUGCCCAUUAUUCAAGGCAAAACUGCUCCAGCUCCCUCAAGUUGGAUGGGUUCCGCUGGUGUACAGCAAUCUUUAAGUCAUACCACAGAUUGUCAAUUGGAUUGAGGUCUGGGCUUUGACUAGGCCAUUCCAAGACCUUUAAAUGUUUCCCCUUAAACCACUCGAGUGUUGCUUUAGCAGUAUACUUAGGGUCAUUGUCCUGCUGGAAGGUUAACCUCCGACCCAGUCUCAAAUCUCUGGUAGACUGAAACAGGCUUCCCUCAAGAAUUUCCCUGUAUUUAGCGCCAUCCAUCAUUCCCUCAAUUCUGACCAGUUUCCCAGUCCCUGCCGAUUUAAAAAAAAAAAAAAAAAUGGUGUGGUGGUGUUCUCGGGGUGAUGAGAGGUGUUGGGUUUGCGCCAGACAUAGCAUUUUCCUUGAUGGCCAAAAUGCUAAAUUUUAGUCUCAUCUGACCAGUGUAUCUUCUUCCAUAUGUUUGGGGAGUCUCCCACAUGCCUUUUGGUGAACACCAAUCAUGUUUUCUUAUUUUUUUCUUUAAGCAAUGGCUUUUUUCUGGUCACUCUUCCGUAAAGACCAGCUCUGUGGAGUGUACGGCUUAAAGUGGUCCUUAUGGACAGAUACCCCAAUCUCCGCUGUGGAGCUUUGCAGCUCCUUCAGGGUUAUCUUUGGUCUCUUUGUUGCCUCUCUGAUUAAUGCCCUCCUUGCCUGGUCUGUGAGUUUUGGUGGGCGGCCCUCUCUUGGCAGGUUUGUUUUGGUGCCAUAGUCUUUUUUUAAAUUAUGAGUUUAAUGGUGCUCUGUGGGAUGAUCAAAGUUUCAGAUAUUUUUUUACAACUCAACCCUGAUCUUUACUCCUCCACAACUUUGUCCCUGACCUGUUUGGAGAGCUCCUUUGUCUUGGUGCUGCUUGCUUGGUGGUGCUGCUUGCUUAGUGGUGUUGCAGACUCUGGGGCCUUUCAGAACAGCUCUAUAUAUAAUGAGAUCAUGUGACACUUAGAUUACACACAGGUGGACUUUAUUGAACUAAUUAUGUGACUUCUGAAGGUAAUUGGAUGCACCAUAUCUUAUUUAGGGGCUUCAUAGCAAAGGGUGUGAAUACAUACACACGCACCACUUUCCACUUUUUUUUACAAGUAUUUUUUUUUUCACCAAUUUUGACUAUUUUGUGUAUGUCCAUUAAAGGAAAUCAAAAUAAAAAUAUAUUUAAAUUACAGGUUGUAAUGCAACAAAAUAGGAAAAACACCAAGGGGUGUUACUUUUGCAAGGCACUGUAUAAGUCUUAAAAGGGCCAAAAAUGCCCACUUUCAUCAUGAUUUUCUCAAAAAUAGUUUGUGAUACAAAUGUAAAACCCAUUUCAAACAUCCUUCUUUCCAAUGAUAUUAAUAUGUGAGAAAUGCCAGAACAACCUGAGAUAUCAAAACUAUUUUCAGCUGGCGUGGAAUCGCCGAUGGUAUUGUGUUAUGUCUUAUGUUUUGCCUGCCUGCACCUCACCAACCUGUUCCAGGUGUGCUUUUCUCCUUCUCUUCAAAACCAAACAUGUCAUGUUUAUGAUUCUAUGUAUAGACUCCUGUUAUUCAUCACAAACGUGUGUGUGUGUGUAUUCUCAUCAUGGUUGACUGGCUGGCCAAACAUUUUAGAAACAAGAUGAUGUAUUUGUCUAUUUUCUACUUUACACCAAGUACAAACAUACACCUAAUGUUUGUUUUUAAAGGUAAGCAUAUUUUCAACAUUAAGUACUGUCAUUCCAGAAAAGAGAAUGGUUAAAUGCUAAUGUGCGAUUAAUGUAUUUUUCUCUUCUGGUUAGUGUUUUCUGAUUCAUUCCUGUUUUGCAUAUGUAUUUUACCUGGGUACCUGGUGUCCACUCACCUUCCUGAUGAAAUGGUGUUGUUUUUUUACUUGUAAGCAAGCACAUUAAAUAACAAGGGAAGCUUUUUA